ACAGACCUGGCCUCAUGGUGGAGGCCGAAGUUUGGACUGUGUGCAUGACCAACAUGGGAAAUGCCUCAGAAACCUUUCUGCUCGUGUCCAACAUAUCCAAAGACAAUGACUUCCUCAUGGGGACUAUCUACAUCAUCUUUGGUGUGCUGUCGGUGCUAGGAAAUGGGAUCCUGCUGUUUGUGGCCUAUAGAAAAAAGUCCUCCCUGAAGCCUGCAGAGUUCUUUGUGGUUAACUUGGCCAUCAGUGACCUGGGCAUGACCGUGACCCUGUUUCCACUGGCGAUCCCCUCGGCCUAUGCACACAUGUGGCUGUUUAAUAAAACAGUCUGUAUUAUCUAUGCCUUCUGUGGUGUGUUGUUUGGCCUGUGCAGUCUGACCAACCUCACAGUUCUCUCCUGCGUCUGCUGGCUCAAGGUCUGCUGCCCAAACUAUGGUAAGACAAGCCCAUUUUAA
Messenger RNA from Paralichthys olivaceus (Japanese flounder), 452 nucleotides. The record is from RefSeq and is a predicted model, not a curated record. NCBI's taxonomy places the organism in Eukaryota, Metazoa, Chordata, Actinopteri, Pleuronectiformes, Paralichthyidae.